AUGCAGGCUGUGUUUGACCUGCAACCUUUCAGGCCGGCCGUAAACCUCAGCAACCCCACCAUCACCAACAUCUCCUUCACGCUCUACGCAGUCCUCGGGGUGAGUGAGAAAGCCCAGAUACUCACUACUUUCUUGUGGCUGAGACUGUUCUGGCACAACGAGUUCCUGGUUUGGGACCCCAAUGAGUGCGACGGAGUCACCAGGAUUUCUCUCCCGGUUAAACAACUGUGGUCUCCAGACAUCAUUGUUUAUGAGUUUGUGGACGAUGAUGUCUCCCAGGCAUGUCCUUAUGUCUACGUGAACCACACGGGUCACAUCCGCUGGGACAGGAUGCUGCGGCUCGUCUCAGCCUGCAACCUGGAGAUCUUCAGUUUUCCCUUUGACAUUCAAAACUGUACCUUUACAUUUGGCUCAUACAUGCACACCAUACGUGAUGUGAGGGUCAGUCCAGCCUUGACCUUUGAGGAAAUGUCUGGAAACUCCAAGCGUUACCUGGAAGCCAGUGGAGAGUGGGAGUUGGUGGACAUACUGGGAGAAACCUCCAUUCUGCAGUUCGGGAUCGAUGAGUGGGACAUCAUCACCAUCUGGGUGGUCAUAAAGCGGCGUCCGGUGCUCUACGUGGUCAACCUCCUGAUCCCCAGCUCCUUCCUCAUGCUCAUUGACAUCCUGUCCUUUUACCUGCCCCCCCACAGCGUUGACCGAGCCUCCUUCAAGAUGACGCUCAUCCUGGGUUACACCGUCUUCCUGCUCAUAAUGAAUGACCUGCUGCCCAGCACGGCCAACGGCACUCCCAUUAUAGGUAUUUAUUUCUCAGUGUGUCUGGCCCUCAUGGUCAUCAGUCUACUGGAGACGGUCAUCAUUACCAACGUCCUCCAUCACAGCUCCAUGAAGUACCAGGAGGUCCCCAGCUGGGUGAGGGUGGUUAUCCUGACACACAUAGCCAGCCUGAUCUGCUACCGCUGGCCCAAAGAUGUCCAGCCACCCAGGAAAGCACAGGAAGAUAAACCCGAAGGCUCAGCUGGGAGCUCAGGCCCAAGGGUCAUCCAAGCGUAUGACAGCCCCCCAAGCGCUAGCGGAGGUAUCCAGUCCAUGUGCAGUUCAGCUUCUCUGCCUGAGCUGCAACAGAUCUGCCAGUACCUGGGUGAUCUUCGUGCUCAUCUCACCUCCCUGCAGAAGGAAAGUGAGCUGCAGGAGCAGUGGUGUCAUGUCGGAUAUAUCCUCGACUUCCUGCUCUUCCGCAUCUACCUGCUGCUAAUCAGCUGCUACGCCGUGGUCAUCAUCACCAUGUGGUGCAUCUGGAUCAGUUUUGUAGGAGCUCUGAACUGCACCAGCCCAAGUCCAGACUCUCUAUUUAACGAACUUGAGAGGAAUCUAUUCUCCAAAAAGCUGUUGCGCCCCGUGGCAAACCUCUCUGAUCCAAUUAACAUAAGCAUCUCUCUCACUUUAGUGGGGAUUUUAGGUGUGGAUGAAAAAGCUCAAACUCUGACUACAGUCAUAUGGCAAGUCCUGGAGUGGGAUAUAGCAGGACUGAGCUGGGACCAGAGGGAAUGUGGAGCUGAACGGGUCUCUGUCCCCCGGGAAAAGCUUUGGAUUCCAGAUGUUCACAUCUCAGAGUUCAUGGAUGAAGACAAAUCACCCAAAACUCCAUACGUCUACUUAUACAACACAGGUCACGUAUUUGACGAUAAGCCAAUCAGAGUGGUCAGCUCUUGCCAAUUAGGGAUAUAUACUUUCCCCUUUGAUAUCCAAAACUGCUCACUGACUUUUGGAUCGUAUCUACACUUUGCUACAGACAUCAGGAUGAUUGAAGGAGCCACAAGUGAAUUGAUUCUGCAGCAGUCCAGAGAUGUGCUGCUGACCAACGGGGAGUGGGAGCUCACUGACAUCAUUGUAGAUUCCUCUACGUUGGCAUUAGAUGUAGGAAGCUACUCUGAGAUAACAUAUCGUUUUGUUUUGCGGCGGAGACCAAUGGCGUAUGUGGUGAACCUCCUGAUCCCCAGCUGCUUCCUCAUCACAGUGGACCUCUUCAGCUUCCUGCUUCCUCCGCAGAGCGUGGACAGAUCGUCCUUCAAGAUGACCCUCAUCCUGGGCUACACCGUCUUCCUGCUCAUCAUGAACGACCUGCUGCCCGUCACCGGGGAAACCACCCCUCUCAUCAAUGUCUUCUUCUCCAUCAGUCUGGCUCUGAUGGUGGCCAGCCUCCUGGAGACGGUGUUCAUCACCAACAUCCAGUUCAGCUCCUGUCAGUACAGCGCCGUGCCUCACUGGCUCAGCGUCUUCGUCCUACGUUACCUGGCUGUUCUAGUUUGUCUCCGUCCGAAGGAGAAGAACAACCGAACCACAGUCCAAUUCAACCAAUCCUCUAAAGACCCUGCCAUAAAUACUAGCUCCAUAAGCAUCUCAGGAAGUCAACAUCACAUCUUGAGUGGUACACGUCCAGUAAAGGCCUCUCUUCCCCCCGCCGUCCCUCCGGAGCCGUUCACCGACGAGCUGAGGAAGCUGAGCAGAGAUCUCACAGCCAUUCGCCUUCAGGUGGACAAAUACUUCCAGGGGUCCAAGACCUCAGAGGAAUGGCAAAUGAUCGGGACAGUGGUGGACCGUCUUCUGUUCGGCUUGUACAUAGUCUUCAUCGUUGUGAGCUUCAUCACCAUCAUGGGGAUCUGGAUCUGGAGUAAUAGAUAUACAGCAUGAUUUUAAGGUUAGGGGGUUAAAUGCCUGACAGGAACAUUAAACCCAUGAUAGGCUACUCUUGUUUUUUUCUUUUUUAAUAGGACAGCUAGAUGUUUCCAAAUAAAGUGUAAUCACUUCUUUAUCACGUUUAUCAUCUCUGUUAACAGCCAUGAAGCCUUUACAGAUGGGGCUCUUUUUAUUCAAAACAGAAAACCUCAGCCUGUGUUUCUACUCUCACUAUUAGAAUAUUAAAGCCAUCCUAGGGUUUGAAGCUGAGGCUAGGUGGCACAAUUGUCCAUAUAUUGUGUUGCCUCAAU
This is a messenger RNA of Cololabis saira (Pacific saury), 2987 nucleotides long. RefSeq names its product 5-hydroxytryptamine receptor 3A-like. Gene Ontology annotation, cellular component: membrane; neuron projection; synapse. Bases 1 to 2691 code for a protein of 896 amino acids. Lineage: Eukaryota; Metazoa; Chordata; Actinopteri; Beloniformes; Belonidae. Gene Ontology annotation, biological process: signal transduction; nervous system process; regulation of membrane potential. Gene Ontology annotation, molecular function: extracellular ligand-gated monoatomic ion channel activity; neurotransmitter receptor activity; transmembrane signaling receptor activity. The record is from RefSeq and is a predicted model, not a curated record. The transcript is spliced from 16 exons.